Messenger RNA from Neodiprion virginianus, 4021 nucleotides. It is a transcript of the gene Src64B, whose product is annotated as tyrosine-protein kinase Src64B. Gene Ontology annotation, biological process: innate immune response; protein phosphorylation; cell surface receptor protein tyrosine kinase signaling pathway. The coding region runs from base 546 to 2186 and encodes 546 amino acids. Gene Ontology annotation, molecular function: ATP binding; non-membrane spanning protein tyrosine kinase activity; signaling receptor binding. The record is from RefSeq and is a predicted model, not a curated record. Gene Ontology annotation, cellular component: extrinsic component of cytoplasmic side of plasma membrane. Lineage: Eukaryota; Metazoa; Arthropoda; Insecta; Hymenoptera; Diprionidae. The transcript has 7 exons.
AGCCGUGGGCGGCCUGGAGGACUCUGGACUAGCUGUCAGUUACAGUUCGAACGUUGUGUAAAGCGUGCGAGUGUGACACGGUUGAACGAUGGUAAUCGCAUAACGAUCCUUCUCCAAUAUUACCGGAGUGCGUGUGAGUGUUAAGGGACAUGUCGACCAGUUAGUUCAGCCGGACUGAAAAUUCGCCGAAAGUACCGAAACCGGAUUACGCGAAGACAUGCUCCGAAAAUUCAGUUGCGCGGGUCCCGAGGGUAAACUGAACGCUGGUGGAAAAGCCUUCAAACGCCAUCCUCGGGAUUGAUCUUUACACAUAGAGAUUUCGCGAAAGGCUUGUGUGUAUACGGGAAUAUUUGUUGAUCCGUAAGGCGAAAAAAGCACAGAGCGGAACGAAGAAGAAUAUAAAAAAAGGAAAAAAAAUCGCAAUCAUGAAGAUAUAUCACCUCAUUCCCACGAUACAUUGCUAGACAACGAAUCGUCAUCACCGAGGAAAGAGGAAAGCUGUGGCUGUUUUUUUUUAUCUGCGGUACCGCGAAUCAACGGCGACAAUGGGGAAAUGUUGCAGCAAGAGGCAGGAGCCUCAGCCAAUUGGUUACAAGAAAUCGGAAAUUGGCCUCAACUCGGCGCACAGCAACGGAAGUUCCCUCGACAAGAGAUACUCGGAGGAUCCAAAUCGGCGCUGCCCUCAGACCAGAGUCGACAUUAUUCGCCCGAGACAGACCCCCUGUGAGCCUCCGAUUUUAAUCCCAAAAUCGAUUCCUCUGCGUGAAUCAUCCUCCCCGUCUUUUUCUGUUGCAUCACAUUCGCAAAGAUCGAACAAAAUUGUGGUGGCGUUGUACAAUUAUGCGGCGAGGGAAAGCACCGACGUGAGUUUUGUGAAGGGUGACAGGAUGGAGGUGCUGGAUGACACGGAACCGGAUUGGUGGAAAGUACUUCACCUGACUACCUUGCACGAGGGAUUGAUACCGUGGAAUUUCGUCGCCGUCGAACGUUCCGUCGAGAGCGAGGAUUGGUUCUUCGACAACGUAUCGAGGAAGGAGGCUGGGAAAUUGCUUCUCGUCGACGAAAAUCCACGGGGUACGUUUCUUGUUAGACCGAGCGAACACACGCCAAGGGGAUACAGUCUUUCGGUGAAGGAUUGGGAAGAGGGACGCGGGCAUCACGUGAAACACUACAAAAUCAAACCUCUGGACAACGGUGGAUUUUACAUAGCGACUAAUCAAACUUUCUCCACUCUACCAGCCCUCGUAAUGGCGUACAGCAAAAAUGCCCUGGGACUUUGUCACGUGUUGGCGAAACCGUGUCCAAAACCGUUGCCGGACAUGUGGGACCUAGGACCGGAAUUGCGUGACAAAUGGGAGAUAAACAGGAACCAAAUACAGCUGAUAAACAAGCUAGGGCACGGUAACUUCGGCGAAGUGUAUUACGGAAAAUGGCGAAACCAGAUAGAAGUGGCGGUGAAGACGUUGCGCGAGGGAACGAUGUCCUCUGAGGCAUUUUUACAGGAAGCAGCUAUAAUGAAACACCUGAGGCACAGACACCUAGUCGCCUUGUACGCGGUCUGUUCGAAGGAGGAGCCGAUAUACAUAGUCCAAGAGUACAUGUGCAACGGUAGCUUACUCGACUUCCUGAGGACUGGGGACGGCAGGUACAUGCAAUUCGAGGACCUAAUUUACAUCGCGUCGCAGGUAGCCUCGGGCAUGGAAUACCUCGAGAGCAAACAGCUGAUUCACAGGGACUUGGCUGCGCGAAACGUUCUCAUAGGCGAGAAGAACAAGGCGAAAAUAUGCGACUUUGGUCUGGCAAGGGUGAUAAAGGACAACGAGUACUGUCCGAAACAGGGCAGCAAAUUUCCGGUAAAAUGGACCGCUCCCGAGGCCAUAAUAUACGCCAGGUUCAGCAUAAAGAGCGACGUCUGGUCCUACGGCAUUUUGCUCAAUGAACUCUUCACCUACGGCCAAGUGCCGUAUCCGGGCAUGCACGGCCGCGAGGUCGUCGAGCACGUUGAGAAGGGUUACAGGAUGCCAAAACCGGCGAAUCACCCACUACCGGACAGCAUAUACACCCUGAUGCUGCAGUGCUGGGACGCGAGUCCGGAAAAACGACCGACUUUUGAAUACCUUAAUCACUAUUUCGAGUCGUUCAAUGUUACGAGUGAAAUACCGUACCUAGAACCGCCAACGGACUGAUACACGGCCCACCACCACAUGCAGAGCCACAUGAUUCCAAGGGGACACUAUCACCCGGCGCACAUUAACUGUGCCAUGGAAUUUUACGGGAUCUACUGCUGAACAAGUCUCGUUUACCUAUUUAUGUAUUAAAAAGAACCUCGAACACUUUUUUUCAGUGCAUGGAUAGAAAUGAUGUUUGAAAGUGAUGAAGAUGACGAAAAAUAACGGAGUAAAUGCGGCGCAUGACAUUUGCCAGAGAAUCGAUUGGAAAAAUACAAUUCACUUCAUAUAACGUACUAAAUCUUGUUCAUACAUCGUAACGUACAACUGAUGAUAAUAGCGACGAAAACAACUGUUUAGUUCUGCGCGAAUUGUGAAAACUCUGCCAAUGAAGAAUUUGUGUGGUACACGUUUACAAAGAAGAAUAUUUAUCGCAAAUUUCAGGGCAGCCAGCGCAGAUCGAUUACUUUCUAAACUCCGAUUGAUAAAAUGGAUAAUUUUUAGAAAAAUUGACGAACCAAAAAUAAAACCAAGAAAAUCAAGACAAAUAAUAGCUACAUGUUUUGUAAAAUAGUACACUACGAUGGAUUUGUAGAGAUAAUUAUGUUACUUGAAUAAUUUUAGCACACUUCGAGAACACAGACCGGUGAGAUAUAGAUUGUGACGAAAACUAGUCGUCGUUGGAUUGAUAUAUUGUAACACGGGGUAUUUUAAGUAACCGCAUUAACGAGGGUGUCGAAUCUUUGACUAAAAUUAUUUUAUUUUUUGCGAUUUAAGCUUUCUUAGCAAAUCUCUCAGUGAUGAUAUGCGAGUGAUAAUUUUCCUCUACAAACAGAGUGAUCGAGCUGUGCAUUACUGAUUUUAAUAAUCUGAAAAAAACGAAAAACUAAGAUAAGAAAUUUUAUACAGUAAACUUAAAUUAUAAGAUUCCAAACGAUAAGUACAUAAUAUAAAAUAAUGUAAGUCAUCAAUGUUAAUCGUACAAAAUAUAGUAGAAAGACCGGAAAACCAAAACGAGUUAGUUGUGGUGAAAUUAGCAAAGGUGUAAAGUUUCUGAAAACGAAAAUUCGAAGGGAAAAGAAAUGAAAAGAACCGUUCUUAAGGUAAACCAUUUGAACAGCGGUUGAAGCUUUAGUGGACAAAAUUCAUUAUAAUAGCAUCUUUUAUAAACGGUCGAAAUAAUAAUAAUAAAAGUAACACGAAUAAUUGCGAUCAAUAUUCUGAAAUGCUCCUAUAGUAUAUAACGCGAAUAUUACAGUAGUAGGUGUAUAAUCGAUGAAGUAUUUCAGGUUAUAGAAAUCAUAUUUACCUGUAAAAUGAUGUUUACAUACUAUAGUAGUAUAAAUGAUGUAAUUCUAAUUUGGCGAAAGAAAUACGGAUUCGCGAAAUUGCGUCAAGGAAAAGAGCGAAAGAGCGAGCGACAAAGAGAAUUUAGAAUUAAAAAGUAGAACAUAGAGCGUACAUGAUAAUAUACGUCCAAAUACAUUUUUCUAUGAGCGUUUUGUACUGACCAAAUAUUAAUUAUAAUACCGUGUUAUACUAAGUACUUUUUCGAUGUUGGCUCUCUCGUGAAAAAAAAGAUAGAAACUGAAAGAAAAUGUUCAAAUGUGUAUUUUCCAAUAUGGUAUAGUGAAGAUUUUUUUUCGGUUUUAAUGUUAAACGCAGUAUAGUUGUAAAUUGUUAUGUAUGUGAUGUAAUAGUAACUUAUCUUUCUUGUUCUUGUACCGGCAAUACAUAGGAGAACGAAAAGUAACCAAGGAGAAAAAAACAAAAAACAAAAACAAAAAAAAAAAAGUUAAAGUUCACAUCUCACGUACGCAUACGAUGAAAACGAAAGACGUACUCACCUUACC